Messenger RNA from Harpia harpyja (harpy eagle), 1094 nucleotides. It is a transcript of the gene LGALS3, whose product is annotated as galectin 3. The coding region runs from base 16 to 984 and encodes 322 amino acids. The record is from RefSeq and is a predicted model, not a curated record. Gene Ontology annotation, molecular function: laminin binding; IgE binding; carbohydrate binding. The transcript has 6 exons. Gene Ontology annotation, biological process: neutrophil chemotaxis; macrophage chemotaxis; negative regulation of extrinsic apoptotic signaling pathway. Gene Ontology annotation, cellular component: immunological synapse; nucleus. NCBI's taxonomy places the organism in Eukaryota, Metazoa, Chordata, Aves, Accipitriformes, Accipitridae.
GGGGACACCCGGGGGAUGCUCCGGGAGCCCCGUGGGCGAGUCCCCGGGGUCCCCGCCCCGUCCCCGCCCCGAGCAGGCGGGGUCCCCACUGCCGUGCCCGGGGCCACCCAGUUACCCCAGGGAUUCCCAGUCUGGGAGCCGCCACCGAGACCCAUCGCACCGCAGGUAUCAGACGAGGGUUUGUUCUGCGGUACCGGAGCUGUGGGCUCUGCCUGGCAGUUAUCCGACGCUUUGUCCACCGGCAACAACCAGACCCCCAGUGCCCCCCCACCCCAAGGCUGGCCCUCCUGGGGGAACCAGCCGCCGGCUCCUGGGGGGUUCCCGGCGUACCCCGGCUCUCCCGGGACCUAUCCUGGAGCACCGGGAGCAUAUCCCGGAGCACCGGGACCGUAUCCUGGAGCACCGGGGCCGUAUCCAGGAGGACCAGCAGGACAAGGACCAUAUCCAGGAGCACCUGGAGCAUUCCCUGGAGCACCAGCAGGACCAGGGCCGUAUCCUGCCCCAGGACAACCUCCCAGUGGCCCUGGAUUCGGGCCCCCUCCUCCGCAGGGGGGACUGGCUCCUCCGAUGAAAGUCCCCUUUGAGCUGGCCCUGCAGACAGGACUUGUCCCUCGGAUGCUCAUAACCAUCACGGGGACCGUCAACCCCAACCCAAACAGGUUUUCACUGGAUUUCAAGAGAGGGAAUGACAUUGCCUUCCACUUUAAUCCCCGCUUCAAGGAAGACAACAGCAAAGUCAUCGUCUGUAAUUCAAUGUUCCAGAAUAACUGGGGAAAGGAAGAUAGAACAGCUCCUAGGUUUCCAUUUGAAGCUGGAAAACCCUUCAAGCUCCAGAUCCUUUGCGAGGUGGAUCACUUCAAGGUAGCGGUCAACGAUGCUCACUUGCUGCAGUACAGCUUCCGUGAGAAGAAGCUGAACGAGAUCACCAAGCUCUGCAUUGCUGGGGACAUCACCCUCACGAGCGUCACGCCGACGAUGAUAUAAGUACAGUGGUGUAAUUUCAAUGCAAACUUAGUGCUCUUAAUACGGCUGUAACAGAAAUGCCUUCUUACAUGAAUAUUUUGAGGUAAUAAAACAUACCUUCACAAGCAAAA